GCCCGCCAUGGCGAGCGUCCACGAGAGCCUGUACUUCAACCCCAUGAUGACGAACGGCGUGGUGCACGCCAACGUUUUCGGCAUCAAGGACUGGGUGACGCCGUACAAGAUCUCCGUGCUGGUGCUGCUGAGCGAGAUGGGCCGCGCCGGGAGCUCCCCCGCCGUCAGCCUGCUGCACCGCCGCCGCCUCAACCGGCUCCUCCUGCCCCUGCUGCAGGGUCCAGAUAUGACGUUGUCACGACUACACAAGGCAAUCGAGGAGGCCUGUCCCCAGCUGGGAAAUUCCGUACAAAUCAGGAUCAAAUUGAUGGCAGAAGGAGAACUAAAGGAUAUGGAACAAUUUUUUGAUGACCUUUCAGAUUCAUUUACUGGAACUGAACCAGAAGUUCACAAAACAAGUGUAAUAGGCUUAUUUCUUCGUCACAUGAUCUUGGCCUACAACAAGCUCUCUUUCAGCCAGGUCUAUAAGUUAUACACAGCCCUUCAGCAGUACUUUAAGGACAGUGAGAAAAAGGCAACAGUGGAAGAGACAGAUAUGGAGCUGACUAACCCAGAGGAACUUGGAGGAAAAAUGGAAAAAGAAGAACUUGAUGGUCCUUUAAGGGAAGAGGAGAUAUCAUGCAGUGGCCCUCUUUCCCAAAAACAAGCAGAAUAUUUUCUUUCUCAGCAGGCUUCUUUAUUAAAGAAUGAUGAAACUAGAGCUCUCACUCCAGCAUCUUUACAGAAAGAACUGAACAACUUGCUGAAAUUUAAUCCUGAUUUUGCUGAGGCGCAUUAUUUAAGCUACUUGAAUAGCCUUCGGGUGCAGGACGUUUUCAGUUCAACUCACAGCCUCCUCCACUAUUUCGACCGGUUGAUUCUCACUGGAGCCGAGAGUAAAAGCAACGGAGACGAAGGCUAUGGGCGGAGUCUGAGAUAUGCCGCCCUGAAUUUAGCAGCCUUACACUGCCGAUUUGGCCACUAUCAACAGGCAGAGCUGGCCCUGCAGGAAGCAAUUAGGAUUGCUCAGGAAUCGAAUGAUCAUGUGUGCCUCCAACACUGCUUGAGUUGGCUUUAUAUUCUGGAGCAGAAGCGAUCAGAUAGCUGUGUCCUUUUGGAACAUUCUGUGAAGAAAGCUGUGCAUUUUGGGUUACCGUAUUUAGCAUCCUUAGGAAUACAAUCUUUAGUUCAACAAAGGGCUUUUGCUGGGAAGACUGCAAAUAAGUUAAUGGAUGCCUUAAAGGACUCAGACCUCUUGCACUGGAAACACAGCCUGUCAGAGCUAAUUGAUAUUAGCAUCGCACAGAAGACAGCAAUCUGGAGACUCUAUGGGCGCAGCACAAUGGCACUUCAGCAAGCCCAGAUGCUGCUGAGCAUGAACAGCCUGGAAGCCGUGAACGUAGGCGUGCAGCAGAAUAACACCGAGUCAUUCGCUGUUGUGCUGUGCCACCUUGCAGAGCUGCAUGCAGGACAGGGCUGCUUUGCUGCUGCGUCAGAAAUCCUGAAACAUUUAAAGGAGAGAUUCCCACCCAACAGCCAGCAUGCCCAGUUGUGGAUGCUGUGUGAUCAGAAGAUACAGUUUGAUAGAGCUAUGAACGAUGGCAAAUAUCAUGUUGCAGAUUCCCUUGUGGCAGGAAUUACCGCCCUUAAUAGCAUAGAGGGUGUAUACAGAAAAGCAGUUGUAUUGAAAGCUCAGAACCAAAUGUCAGAGGCUCAUAAACUCCUGCAGAAAUUGUUGAUUCAGUGUCAGAAAAUUAAGAAUACAGAAAUGGUCAUUAGUGUUCUCCUGUCUACCGCUGAGCUGUACUGGAGGGCCUGCUGUCACACCAUUGCACUGCCCGUCCUCCUGCAGGCCCUGGCUUUGUCUCGGGAAUACCGCUUACAGUACCUGGCCUCCGAAACGGUGCUCAAUUUGGCCUUCUCUCAGCUCAUCCUCGGAGUCCCCGAACAGGCCUUGAAUAUCCUGCACAUGGCCAUCGAACCUAUCUUGGCCGAUGGGGCUGUUCUGGACAAGGGCCGGGCCAUGUUUUUGGUGGCUAAAUGCCAAGUUGCUUCUGCCGCUUCCUAUGCUCCCCCGAAGAAAGCAGAAGCCCUGGAGUCGGCCAUCCUGAACCUUAACGAAGCUAAGAGUUACUUUGCUAAAGUGGACUGCAAAGAGCAAAUCCGAGACAUUCUUUACUUUCAGGCCAGGUUAUACCACACCCUGGGAAGGAACCAAGAAAGAAACAAGUGUGCAAUGCUCUUUCGGCAGUUACAUCAAGAGCUUCCCUCCCACGGGGUCCCCUUAAUUAACCAGCUUUAAGAGAAAAAGGUCAACCUGGCCCCUCUAUGUCAGAGUUUUGAUCUCCCUGGCUGCCUCCAACUUUCAGUAAUGCGUUUGCUCUGAUAUUUCACUUGUGCAAAUCUAAAAACCUGAUUAUCAAUAAACGAAUCUGUAGCACAGGUUUCUCAUUUCUU
Messenger RNA from Tachyglossus aculeatus (Australian echidna), 2436 nucleotides. RefSeq names its product anaphase promoting complex subunit 5 (gene ANAPC5). The transcript is spliced from 17 exons. Gene Ontology annotation, biological process: anaphase-promoting complex-dependent catabolic process; protein K11-linked ubiquitination; positive regulation of mitotic metaphase/anaphase transition. Gene Ontology annotation, cellular component: anaphase-promoting complex. Bases 8 to 2281 code for a protein of 757 amino acids. Gene Ontology annotation, molecular function: protein binding. Lineage: Eukaryota; Metazoa; Chordata; Mammalia; Monotremata; Tachyglossidae. The record is from RefSeq and is a predicted model, not a curated record.